Messenger RNA from Drosophila albomicans, 599 nucleotides. RefSeq lists its product as uncharacterized. The coding region runs from base 177 to 599 and encodes 140 amino acids. The record is from RefSeq and is a predicted model, not a curated record. Lineage: Eukaryota; Metazoa; Arthropoda; Insecta; Diptera; Drosophilidae. The transcript has a single exon.
GACGAACACGCGUCCAGGAUCACGUCGCGCUAAUGAGACAUGAAACUACCUGCAAAGGGUAUUCGCAACUCUAGCCAGGAUAGUGCUACCUGCUUACUAUUUAAGGAUGCGGUCGACAUGUCCUGGCCAUCAGAACAGCAUCAACUGUCAAACCGUGAAGAUCUAUCGCUCUCAAGAUGAAAGUCUGCCAGAAUCAGAAAAUGGACAAAGCCGAAAAGAAGCGUCAGAAGACACUGCACAAACAAAUGAAAGCCAAACAUCAUGAGCAGAAGCUACAGAAACACUCGAGGAAGAUGCUACGAUCAACCGAACCCGUCAGUUUUCCGUAUCAGAUCUUUUUGCAUCGCUUGGAACUACGUAAAUCGGAAAAGGAUUUCUCCUAUCUGCGUCUGUCUCGAUCGAAGAUUAUGUUGACCGCUCAACUGAUUGACAAGAAUAUUGGAAACUGUAACAAACUCUGCACUGUGGAUGAUCUCAAGGUGCUCAGCCGUGAGGUGCAAUUCAAGAAGCGUCUCAUCAAGCAAGUGGAUCGCCUGGAACAAUUCCGGGAGUUGGGACUCAAUGAACUUGUGCUCGACGGCAAGCGAACUGCACUUUGA